Petromyzon marinus (sea lamprey) is the source of this 733-nucleotide messenger RNA. Lineage: Eukaryota; Metazoa; Chordata; Hyperoartia; Petromyzontiformes; Petromyzontidae. The record is from RefSeq and is a predicted model, not a curated record.
AGGGAUCCUCAUGGAACAGAGCGAGAGAGAGAGAGAGGUGAAGGUUUGGCAGCUGGGAGCUGAGCCCAUUCCACUCUGCGUCUGCUGCCCAGCCAAGUACCCAACUCUGGCCUGCCCUUCCCCAUCGCUGCCCCGUGGGAGAGAUCGAUAAUGGCUCAGCUGCUGCCCUUCUGCGUUGCCCUGUUCUUCAGGACGUGUUUGGCCGAGCUGCAGAGGGACGAGGCAGAGAAGACGGAGCCGGUGGAGGCGUCAAGGCGCCUCCUGCCGCCUUGGCUGCAGGGCCUCGUCGCGGUCAUUGGGUUCCUCUUCCUCGUCUUCGUCAUCUUCAUCGUCAACAAAGUGUGGUGCGCAGCCGAGGGGGAAGAUGUGUACGCGGACGUGGCGGCAGAUCUGGCGGUGGGCGUGGCGGUGGAGGUGACGGCACGCCGGCACGCUGAGCAAAACAGCACCAGCAACGACGUCGGGCAGCACAAGGCUUUUGAGAACGCGACGCUGGAGAACGAGGAGGAAAACGUCGGACCAGCGGAGACUGCCAGCACGGCUUUCUAAAGACUCAACACGCACCACGUGCACACGCGCACGUGCAUUGCAUUGUUUAAACUUGCAGAUGCACAGUGAGGGAAAAAAGUAUUUGAUCCCCUGCUGAUUUUGUACGUUUGCCCACUGACAAAGAAUUGAUCAGUCUAUAAUUUUAAUGGUAGGUUUAUUGAACAGUGAGAGACAGAAUAGCAAC